Molecule: messenger RNA, 1338 nt
Organism: Mercurialis annua (annual mercury)
Lineage: Eukaryota; Viridiplantae; Streptophyta; Magnoliopsida; Malpighiales; Euphorbiaceae
Product: 2-alkenal reductase (NADP(+)-dependent)-like
Exons: 5
Coding region: 119-1162 (347 amino acids)
Molecular function (GO): oxidoreductase activity, acting on the CH-CH group of donors, NAD or NADP as acceptor
Source: RefSeq, a predicted model, not a curated record
AAAUAUUAGCCACACAAUACUCAUACCAUUUUUCAGUAACUAUCUCUAAACCACUCAUUAAUCUCUACUUCUUCUUCAUUUUUCCGAUUCUUUUUUCUUGCAAACAAACAGAGUGAGAAUGGAAGUGAUUAACAGAUAUGUAGUAAUUAAGUCGCACAUUAAUGGCACGCCUGAAGAGAGCGAUUUUGAGCUCAAAUCUGAAAUUAUUUCUAUGGUACUUGAGUCAGGAUCUAAUGAUCUUAUUAUUAAGAAUCUUUACGUUUCCAUUGAUCCUUACCAGCUUAAUCGGAUGAAGAGUCAGAGUUCGUCGCAGAAGCAAUCCAGUUUUGCAGCUGCAAUUAAUCCUGGAGAGGUUAUUGAUGCCUAUGGAGUAGCAAAAGUUGUAGUUUCUGGAAAUCCUGAGUUUAAGAAAGAUGAGUUGGUUAUAGGAGUCAUUACAUGGGGAGAAUAUUGUGUCAUUAAACCUGGUGCCAUGAUUCGGAAACUUGAUCCCAUGGGCUUUCCUUUGUCCCACCAUGUGGGCAUUUUAGGAUUUAGUGGACUGACAGCGUACGCGGGGUUAUUUGAUGUGUGCAAACCAAAGAAAGGGGAGAAAGUGUUUGUAUCGACUGCUUUAGGAUCAGUCGGAAAUUUAGUCGGACAGUAUGCCAAACUCUUUGGUUGCUAUGUUGUUGGCUGCGCCGGAACCAAAGAAAAGGUAACAAUGCUGAAAGAGAAGCUUGGCUUUGAUGAUGCAUUCAACUACAAAGAAGAAACGGAUUUAAAAGCAACUCUCAACAGGUAUUUUCCUGAUGGAAUCGACAUAUAUUUUGACAACGUUGGUGGCGAAAUGCAAGAAGCAGCAGUAGCAAACAUGAAUGCAUUCGGUAGAGUAGCAGUGUGCGGUGUGAUAUCCGAGUACACAAGUGGCGGAAGAAAGGCUGCACCUGAUAUGAUAGAUAUUGUGUACAAAAGAAUCAAAAUUCAAGGCUUUUUAGCUUCCGAUUUCAUGAAUUUAUAUGCAGAUUUCGUUUCCAAGACUUGUGAUUAUCUCCGGGCCGGAAAAUUGCAUGUUCUUGAAGAUAUCUCCACUACUGGUGUCGACAGCAUUCCUUCUUCGCUGAUUGGACUUUUUAAAGGUCAUAAUAUUGGGAAGAAAAUGGUUCAAUUAGCCCAAGAGUAGUAGAUUUCUACAAUUUGUAUUUGAAAGUCCAAUAAGUCUCUUUUAACUUUUAGAUCAAAAAUUUGUAUUUCGGGGCUAAGUAUUUUUUAAUAUGUCUACGAACAAAGGGUUAAGGCGCCCCCUAAACUUAUGAUACGGAUUCAUCUAAUCCAAUUUAUACUUUUUUGAUCAACUAA